CAAACUAAAUUCUUCCUCAAAACUCUUAAAAUAUCCCUUUCUCUGUAAAGUUCAUCGAGACCCCCCUUAUCCCCUACUCUCUCUUUCUCUCUCUCUCUCUACCCGAAAAGUCAGUGCCAAUCACCCCAACCGCCGCCGGUUUAUGACAAUCAACCCUAAUCCUUGGGCGUCACCGGUGGGUUGAACCACAGCGGAGGAAGGUGGGAAGUCCGCCCCAUCUCACUAGUGGGACGGAAUCGAUCUCCACCGCUAACUAACUGAUGGAAGUUUUGCUCGGUCCUCCAACCUUCAGCAUCGAGGUUCCGCCGCCCUCGGCCUUCUCCGGCGUAUCUCUUCCGUCGGAGAAUCCUUCCGCCGCCGAGGCUCAGAACCUAGCCCGGUCGGGUUUUCUCCGCUCUGGAUCUGGUAGCUCGAUUGGGGAAAAUUCGUCGGAGAGUUCGUCGUCGAUUGGAGUACCUGACGGCGAUUCCGAUGACGAUGGAGGUGGUGAUGAGGUGCAGAGCAAGCCAAAGGAAGGAGGAUUGUGCGGAUUAGAGUCUCUGGAAAAAGCUCUUCCGAUUAAAAGGGGAUUAUCGAGCCAUUUCUCAGGGAAAUCGAAGUCGUUUGCGAAUCUAUCAGAGGUGAUUCAAGUGAAAGAUUUAGAGAAGCCAGAGAACCCUUUCAACAAGAGAAGACGGAUUUUAAUGGCGUCGAAAUGGUCAAGAAAGAAAGCUUCGUUCUACAACUGGCCAAACCCUAAAUCGAUGCCUUUGUUAGCUCUGAACGAAAAUGAUGAACAAAAACAAGAAGAAGAUGGUAAAGACUCCGGUGAGGAAUCCGAUGAAGAAGAUGAAGGUAAAGGAGGAAGAAGACGAAACCUAGGGCAAAGAUUCCAUGAUGGGAAACUCGUUAAUGGCUUCAAAUUCAAAAGCUGUUUUGAUCUGCAAGAAUGUGAACAACAACAAUGAAAAUGAAAAUGAAAAUGAAAAAUCUUCAAGCCCUCUUUGUUCUUCACUUUUUAAAGCUUUGUUUAUCUGAACAAAAAAGGAAGGCAACCAAAAAAAUUUAUUUUUUUCUUUUUUCAAUUUUAUUUUAUUUUUUAUGUUUAAUGAGUCCAUGUAGAUAAAUUAACAAUAUAGGUUCUAUAUGAUUAUCUAAUUAGAUAUGUAUAUGUAUUGUAUUAUAUUGCUGGUUUAUGAUAUGAAUGUUUGAUGGA
This is a messenger RNA of Cucumis melo (muskmelon), 1195 nucleotides long. Its product is annotated as KID-containing protein 1-like. The transcript is spliced from 2 exons. NCBI's taxonomy places the organism in Eukaryota, Viridiplantae, Streptophyta, Magnoliopsida, Cucurbitales, Cucurbitaceae. The coding region runs from base 261 to 947 and encodes 228 amino acids. The record is from RefSeq and is a predicted model, not a curated record.